AUGUUUUAUGUUCGAUUACGCGGAGCCAACGUCGGCUUAUCCAGCCUGGUAAUUUCACCAUUUGCUCUAGGCAUUGCUUUCGGUUCAAUUAUUUAUGGUCGGUUAAUUCGCCGGACUAUGAGAUACAAGAAACUGUCUAUUGUUGGAUUGGGAACAAUAGUUGCCUCGUUCGCAGUGCUCGCCCUUAUCUGGCGCUCGAGCGCUAGCUAUCUUAGUCUGAUCCCAGUGUUCCUUGUAGGAACCGGAAUGGCUGGUCUAUUUACAACCCAAUUUGUAGCUUUGUCGGCACGGAGUCGAGGAGGACAUGCUAGAGCAACGAUUACUGCCUAUUACCUUGCUCAGCAGCUUGGGUUAAUUAUUGGUGUGACAACCUCGGCAAAAAUAGUGCGGACUCUAUUUGCCAACGACCUUCGGCGGACCUUGCAUGGCUUAUCUCAACUCGAUGAGCUUAUCCAAAGAAUCCUCAACAACAAUCGCUUCGCAGAGUCUUUGCCUGAAACAAUUCAAUCGCAUGUUCGGCAAAGCUUCCAACACAGCUUUCGAGCCAUACCAGAUUAUCGUAAUCCCCCGACAAUAUUCGUUAUCCUGAGCACAUUGGGAGAUACUCGUAAGGAGUAA
This is a messenger RNA of Penicillium mononematosum, 618 nucleotides long. RefSeq names its product Major facilitator superfamily domain general substrate transporter. The record is from RefSeq and is a predicted model, not a curated record. Gene Ontology annotation, biological process: transmembrane transport; basic amino acid transport. The transcript has 4 exons. Gene Ontology annotation, molecular function: basic amino acid transmembrane transporter activity. Gene Ontology annotation, cellular component: fungal-type vacuole membrane. Bases 1 to 618 code for a protein of 205 amino acids. NCBI's taxonomy places the organism in Eukaryota, Fungi, Ascomycota, Eurotiomycetes, Eurotiales, Aspergillaceae.